UCUCCCGCACCCAAACAACAGCCAUUUCAUUCUAUGCUUGCAUCUCGUACUUUCAGCCGAUCCUCAUCUUCAGUCGUCUCAAUGGCACUCUCACUUGAGAAUUAUGCCCUCCGACAACGACGCUUCGCUCCCCUCAACCCAGCCCUCGCGGAAUCUUCUGAUGCGCCUCGGUUAAAAGGAAUUGUGUUCGAUGUAGACGGCACACUAUGCCUACCACAGAAUUACAUGUUUACCGAGAUGCGUAAAGCUCUGGGCAUCGACAAGAAAGUCGACAUUCUGCACCAUAUUCGGGGUCUUCCCACUGCUGCCGAGCGCACCGCGGCAGCCGAAAAAAUCAAAACCAUCGAGCGAGAGGCGAUGAAGCAUCAGCAGCCUCAGCCAGGUCUGGUGGACCUAAUGGACUACCUCCAGUCUCGGGAGUUACAUAGGGCCCUCUGUACACGCAACUUCGAGGCGCCGGUGAUGCAUCUCUUGCAGAAUCACCUUCCUUCUCACGUUUUUCUACCCAUCAUUACGCGGGAAACGCCCGGUCUACUUCCCAAGCCUGAUCCGGCCGGGAUUCUACAUAUUGCCCGGGAAUGGGGACUUGACAAUCACGCUGGGAAUUUGAUCAUGGUUGGUGACAGCAUUGAUGAUAUGACUGCCGGUCAUACGGCAGGUGCAGCGACUGUGCUGCUUGUCAACGAGCACAAUUCUCAUCUCAAAGACCAUGCUCAUACGGAUCUUUAUAUCGACCGUUUAGACGAGCUGAUUGACAUACUAGAAAACGGCUUCGUUGGUCACCGGGGAGGAGAUAAGCCACCCACAAGUGACAGGGAUGGAUAGAGUAUACAGAAGAGCCCUCAAUCGUCGCAUAGUCUGGUUUUGUAUAAAGAGUAAACUGGUGUACUAUACACAUGCGGGGAGUAUAUACAGUCCGCGAAUGGGAUGCAAAGGCGUAUUCUCAAUGCCUUUAUGGAUAUAGACUCAUGAAAACAUGGUCACC
Molecule: messenger RNA, 985 nt
Organism: Aspergillus novofumigatus IBT 16806
Lineage: Eukaryota; Fungi; Ascomycota; Eurotiomycetes; Eurotiales; Aspergillaceae
Product: putative haloacid dehalogenase-like hydrolase
Exons: 5
Coding region: 34-825 (263 amino acids)
Source: RefSeq, a predicted model, not a curated record